CUGGGUAGAACAAGAACUGCUGAAAAUAAAAUAUGCCAGAGCCGUUUUCCAAGCUUUUCCCUACAGCCCUCUAAUCAGAUACAGAACACACAACACCUUAUUAUUAUAUCCCCAAACCCCGGAGAAGACCUUUCAUUCAUAACUAUGGGACUUAGCUUUAUACAUCUCAUAUCAUGCAGUUUUAUUCAUCACAUUUAUGGUGAAAUAAAACAUAUGGGAGUGAGCACUGGGCAACACCAUAACGAUAACAGUACAAGUGGCCACUUUUACGCACGUCUGUUCUUGUCCCAAAUAACGAAACACAGCCGUGAGAAACCCGAGACGGUAACUACUGAAAGGUCCAAUCACGGAAUUCCCACAGACCCCUAAGCACUUCAGCAGACCACCACACAGACCCAGGAAAAGUUAACAGCAGGGGAAAACGCAGACGGAUAUGUGGGAAUUUAUCUUAUCAUGGUUACAUUUUGCACAAAUGGAGAGGCGUUGUUGAACUUGCUUUGUUUGAACAUUAUUUUUAUGACAGCCGCGCAAUACGAAAACUAUCAUUUCAGAAAUUUCCCCAAAGAGGAGCUCAUGCCCCUCACCACUGCCUAUGGAUCGGCUUUGGAUCAUUACGCAGCAGAGAAGUGGACGGAGUCGAUCAAAUAUUUGGAGCUGAGUUUGCGUUUGCACCGGCUUCUUAAAGACAGCGUGAGAUACUGCACGCUGCACUGUAAUAGUAGCAAACACGAAGAACCGUCAUACACAAGAAACCGGGAUCUCCGCGUCUACUGGCACGUUAUGAUGAGAGCGUCCUGUCAGAAGAAGUGCAGGGCGCAUUUCCCUGCGCUGCAACUCCCUCCGCCCGGCAAAGAGAUCCUGGAGGACUUCAGCAGAAGAUCUCCCUACAGAUACCUGCACUUUGCACACUCCAAGCUGAAUGACCUGCAGAGGGCUGUCCCAUGUGCCUAUACCUACCUCCAGAAGAACCCUGAGGACCAGGAGAUGCGCCAACUCAUGGAGGAGUACAAGAGCCAAUACGACCUGAGUGGCUACCUCACCGACCACGAAGAAAGACCAUAUGAGGCUCCCUUCCUGAGAGGAGUGAAACUCAUCAAUUCAGGUGACUACAGCAGCAGUGUUGAACACAUGGAGGAAGCUCUCAGGCUCUACCUCCAUGAGCAUGACCUCUGUCAGGCCGACUGUGAAGGGAUCACUCCACGUUCACCAGACAGUGACUUCUAUGCGUUCAUUGUAGAUGUCUACAUUGACAUAUUAAAGUGCAAACUGAAGUGUGAGGAAAACUUGCAGCCUAAUGUUGGUGGUUAUUUUGUGGAAAGAUUUGUGGCCACUAUUUACCACUACCUCCAGUACGCCUAUUAUAGGAUGAACGAGGGCUGCAGUGCGGUGCCCUGUGCACAUAGCUACUUCCUGUUUGAACCUGAAGACCAGGUCAUGAAGCAGAAUCUGCUGUAUUAUGAAGCCUACCGUGAACAGUGGGGCCUUCAGCCUGACCACUUCACACCCAGGAUGGAAGCUCUCAAACACUUCAACCAGACUGUCACUCAAAAGCAGAUGCUGACAUUUGCAGAGAGGUACUUAGAGUUGGAUGAUGAGGAUUUUCUAGGACCAGAGGAAGCUGCACUUUUGGCCUCAGAGUCUCCCGAUGUUGAGUUUGAAGGGAUGGGAGACUACGAAGAGUCAAUCUACGCUGACUGGAGGCAGCCAAAGGGCAAAGGAGACUCUGGGGAGUCAAAUAUCUGAAGAGAGCUGAAAGUGAGGAUUUAUAUAACAGAUCUGAAUGUGUCUGUAAUGUCUGUUGUAUGUCUACGUCUGUCCUGACAGUUUUGA
Micropterus dolomieu (smallmouth bass) is the source of this 1830-nucleotide messenger RNA. RefSeq names its product endoplasmic reticulum protein SC65-like. The record is from RefSeq and is a predicted model, not a curated record. Gene Ontology annotation, molecular function: protein binding; collagen binding. The transcript is spliced from 7 exons. Bases 454 to 1743 code for a protein of 429 amino acids. Gene Ontology annotation, biological process: collagen fibril organization; peptidyl-lysine hydroxylation. Gene Ontology annotation, cellular component: endoplasmic reticulum. Lineage: Eukaryota; Metazoa; Chordata; Actinopteri; Centrarchiformes; Centrarchidae.